Messenger RNA from Microcebus murinus (gray mouse lemur), 1304 nucleotides. It is a transcript of the gene CFDP1, whose product is annotated as craniofacial development protein 1. The record is from RefSeq and is a predicted model, not a curated record. Gene Ontology annotation, cellular component: Swr1 complex. Lineage: Eukaryota; Metazoa; Chordata; Mammalia; Primates; Cheirogaleidae.
AAGUGUCGUAUUACGACCACGUAGCACUCUCUGCGCAUGUGCACAACGUUGUCGGGGCCGCCCUAAGUGCCGACACCGCCCCUGCUCUAUGGUGUGUCCUUAGACCUUUGCCGUUGCGGGCAGCUGCUACGGGCUGGGUUGGCUGGCGCCGAGAGGCAGCGACAUGGAGGAAUUCGACUCUGAAGACUUCUCCACCUCAGAGGAGGACGAGGACUACGUGCCGUCGGGUGGAGAGUAUAGUGAAGAUGAUGUAAAUGAAUUAGUGAAGGAAGAUGAAGUGGAUGGUGAAGAGCAGACACAGAAAACCAAAGGGAAAAAGAGAAAGGCUCAGAGCAUUCCAGCCAGGAAGAAAAAACAAGGUGGCCUCUUGUUAUUAAUAGAAGAGGAGGAGGAAGAGGAUUCCAAUGCACAAUCUGAAGGGAGUAGCAGUGAGGAGGAUGAUGAAGAUACAGAGCAGGAAAAAGGAAUUGGAUCAGAAGAUGCAAGGAAAAAGAAGGAGGAUGAACUCUGGGCCAGCUUCCUCAAUGACGUGGGACCAAAAUCAAAAGUGCCCCCAACUACACAAGUUAAGACAGGAGAGGAGACUGAAGAGACAAGUUCAAGUAAAUUGGUCAAAGCAGAAGAGCUAGAAAAACCCAAGGAAACAGAAAAAGUUAAAAUCACCAAAGUAUUCGAUUUUGCUGGUGAAGAAGUGAGGGUGACUAAGGAAGUGGAUGCUACAUCUAAAGAAGCCAAAUCCUUCCUCAAACAAAAUGAGAAAGAAAAACCACAAGCCAAUGUCCCUUCAGCUCUGCCAUCCCUCCCUGCUGGGUCAGGGUUAAAAAGAUCGAGUGGCAUGAGCAGCCUUUUGGGGAAAAUUGGCACCAAGAAGCAGAAAAUGAGCACCCUUGAGAAGUCCAAAUUGGACUGGGAGAGCUUCAAGGAGGAAGAGGGGAUUGGUGAAGAACUGGCCAUCCAUAAUCGAGGGAAAGAGGGGUACAUUGAACGGAAAGCUUUCCUAGAUCGAGUGGAUCACAGGCAAUUUGAAAUUGAGCGAGAUCUCAGGCUGAGCAAAAUGAAACCUUGAUGUCACGGGCAAAAUCGAUAGCAGCUUAAUCCUGUUUACAAUGUGAGCUUCUUGUGUAUCUGUGAAAUGUUUUCCAGUGUUUCUUACCGACUGUUUCCCAGCAAGGUCUUUUUUUCUACUUUGAAAUUCUGUCUGUAUCUUGAUCUCGUGGUUUCAUUCAUUUUACUUUUAAAAGUUUGUCUUGAAAUAAAUAAAUAAAAGCUGGUCCCAUGAGAGGCUGGUGCAGAUGAUGACCUCA